AUGUCUAAAUUUGGAAAGAAGGGGUCCUGUAAAGCUACCAGUUGGAAGAGGAGAGCACGUGCAUGUAGAGAUACUUUUAGCAAUCAGGUGCAUGAGAUAGACAAGGAUCUGGAAAUGUAUGAUCAAUCUGUUAAGAGGAAGGCUCUGGUUAUUCAGGAGGGAGGUGGAGAAAAACGAGCUAAGUUGAGUCUAAGAGAUGAGGAGAGUGGCAUUACUCCAAUGAAAAGUGACAUUAUUCUACUUAGUUGGAACUGCCGAGGGCUUGGGAACGCUCGGACAGUUUGUGAGCUUCACCUUUUGGUAAAGAAAAAAGGCCCAAAGAUCAUUUUUCUCUUAGAAACGAAGUGCAUGAGAGAAAAGGUGGAGGGUAUUAGAAACAAGUUGGGUUUUGAAUGUAGUUUUGUGGUGGAUAGCAUAAGGAAAAGUGGUGGAUUGGCCAUGUUAUGGAAAGUUGAGUUACAAGCUGAAUUAUUCUAUUAUUCCCAGAACCAUAUUUCUUUGUCAAUUAGCUUGGAUGAUGGUGAUCAAAAGUAUGGUGCAGCAAAUAGACCUUUCUCUCAAAUGGAAAAAUUUAGAGAGGCACUUGAUGCUUGUGAGUUGUGUGAUUUAGGGUAUGAUGGGUCUCAAUUUACUUGGAGCAACAAAAGGGAAGAUGCUGCUUUUAUCAAAGAGAGGUUGGAUCGUGCAUUUGGUAAUUAUCCUUGGCAUCUGUUAUUUAGUCACACAAGGGUGAGAGUACUUCCAGUUUUACAGUAUGACCAUUCUCCUCUUCUCAUUUCCUGUGAGAUUGAUGAUGGUAUUAAUAGAAGACCAACUAAAGUAUUUCGUUAUGAGGCAAGCUGGUCAAACCUACAGGAAUGCAAGGAUAUUAUUCAGAAGACUUGGAGGGUUAGUAUGAGAAGGGAUAACUCUUUACUCAGUUUAAAGGAAGUUCUAUCAAGGUGUAGGUCCAAGCUAACUGUCUGGUCUAAAAUAAAGGGAGGGGAGAAGAAGAGAAUCCUCAAUGCUAAGAGAGGUAUGUUACAAGAGUUCCAAAGGAUUAACAAGGGUGAUUUUAAUGAUGCUAUUAAUCACCUGCAGGAAGAAGUGGAUACUUUAAUGGAGGAAGAGGAAACUAAAUGGAGACAAAGAUCUAAGCAGUUAUGGUUAAAAGAAGGGGACAAAAAUUCUAAUUUUUUUCAUAGAUGUGCCACACAAAGGAGACAAUCGAAUGAGAUAAAGGAAAUUGAGAAUGAAAGAGGUGAGAAAGCUAGAAAUCAGAUGGAAAUUAGCCAACUGUUCCAAGAAUAUUACCAGUUUUUAUUUAAGACAUCCAAUCCUCGAGACAUUGAUGCAGCUUUGUGUGACAUUGAAUCAUUAGUUACACCUGAGAUGAAUAGGCAGCUUGAGAAGGAGUGUAGCUUUGAUGAAGUGAAGAAGGUUGUUUUUGAGAUGGACUCUUUGAGUUCACAAGGCCCUGAUGGUUUCUCAGCAGGGUUCUAUCAAGACAAUUGGGCUGUUGUGGGGUCUGAGGUUUUCCUGGCAGUUAAAGAUUUCUUAUCUUCUAGGAGAGGAUUGAGUGGAAUUAAUGAGACUUUCAUAGCACUGAUUCCAAAGAAGAAUAAACCAAGAAUGGUCACUGAGUUCAGACCUAUAAGCUUAUGUAAUGUUCUCUAUAAAAUUGUUUCCAAAGUCUUGGCUAAUAGGCUAAAACAGUUUCUUCCUUCUCUGAUUUCACAUUCACAGAGUGUUUUUGUCUCAGGCCGUUUAAUCUCAGCUAAUAUCAUUGUUGCCUAUGAAGCCAUGCAUUCUAUGCAACAUAGGAUGAGGGGUAAAAAGGAAGGGUAUAUGGCCCUCAAAUUGGAUAUGAGCAAGGCUUACGAUAGAAUUGAAUGGAAUUUUUUGGCUGCUGUUUUAAAGAAAAUGGGUUUUGGUGAGGAAUGGUCUGAGGUGCUUGGCAAGUUGCUGGAUAAAGCUAAGGAGAAGGGAUUCAUUUAUGGGUUUCCUUUUGCUCGAGGUCAGAGGUUGAAUCUGGAGAAAACAACUAUUUACUUUAGUAAGAACACAUCUCAAGCUGCUAAAGAUGCUAUUCUUUCAGGAGUAAGGCUGAUGGAGGCAAGAUCUUUUGAGAAAUAUCUAGGACUCCCUUCAUAUGUGGGUAGACACAAAGUGGCAGCUUUCAGACCCAUAUUGGAGUCUAUUAGAAAUAGAAUGAAUAAUUGGAAGGUCAACUUUCUUUCAAAGGCUGGCAAGGAGGUGAUGUUGAAGUCCAUAGUACAGGCAAUUCCAACCUACUGCAUGAGUAUUUUUAAACUUCCUAAGGCAGUUUUAACUGCUAUCAAUAAGCUCAUGAAAAAGUUUUGGUGGGGGAGUAAAGAUGAAAGGACUAAAACUCAAUGGAUUUCAUGGAAGCAAAUGGGAAGACCAAAAGGGGAAGAAGGGUUAGGGUAUCGAGACUUUGAGGAGUUUAAUCUGGCCCUUAUUGCAAAACAAGGGUGGAGAGUCAUUCAACAGCCAUCAUCAUUAGCUGCUCGAGUCCUUAAAGCCAAAUAUUUUCAUAGAUCUAAUUUUUUACAUGCUAAGGUUGGAAUGAACAUAUGGUCAAACAAGUGGCUCCCUCGUCCAUCUACUUACAAGGUUCAAUCACCUCAUAUUGAGUCUGAUGAUGGAAGAAGAGUUUCUGAUCUCAUUGACAAGCAAGCAGGAGUAUGGGACAUGAAUAUUUUGAGAGAGUUGUUUGUAGAAGAGGAAGUGAACCUGAUAUGUAGAUCAGUAUUCACAGUUCGAAGUGCAUAUCAUUUAGCAGGGAAUAUGGCAGCAGAUCAAAAGGGGCAAUCAUCUUAUAGUGUGAAGAAAGAAACCAGUCAUCAGAUAUGGAAAAGAAGGAACAAUUUUGUGUUUAAAGGCAAAUUUACAGAUCCAAACUUCAUUGUUCAAACUGCUAUGCAAAAAGUAAGUGAUUUCCAGGUUGCCAACCAGAAGCAAGUAGCAGAAGGGGUGACAGCAUACCGAGUCUCUCAGUGGACUGCUCCUCCUUCACAGGUGUUUAAGGCCAACUAG
Juglans microcarpa x Juglans regia is the source of this 3039-nucleotide messenger RNA. RefSeq lists its product as uncharacterized. Bases 1 to 3039 code for a protein of 1012 amino acids. NCBI's taxonomy places the organism in Eukaryota, Viridiplantae, Streptophyta, Magnoliopsida, Fagales, Juglandaceae. The record is from RefSeq and is a predicted model, not a curated record. The transcript has 7 exons.